AUGGAUAGAACUUCAGAAUUACCAACUAAAAUCCUUUACCAAAUACUCUCUCGUCUCCCCACAAAAACUGCGGCUCAAACCAGCGUGUUGUCAAAGCCAUGGCUUCAAGCAUGCUCUACGAACCCCUAUCUCAGUUUUGAUGAAUUUGACUUUAACCCCCAUCUCAAUUAUAAUAAAUUUUACCUUGAGAGACCGCCGGGUAAGUCUAUAGAGUUUCACGGUAAGUUUUUGAGGAUUGUAGACGAUAUUUUGGGAAGAUAUCUCCGUGAAAAACUACCUAUUUCAACUUUUAAGCUUUGCAUUUCUUUCUCUAAUGAAACUGAUUGUGAUGGUCUAGUAGAUAAAUGGUUAGAUAUCAUAGCAAAGAAGAACGUUUCACAAUUCGCACUUUUGGUGAAAAGCCGUUCAGGAAAAUUUUCACUGUCAGCUGAUACCAUUUUCUCAAUGGAGUUAUUGCAGCAGUUGGAGCUAAAUUGGUGCAAGAUAUUACUGAAGCAAAAAGCAGUACUUUUUGAUGAUAGAAUUAAGUGUCGUAACAUAAAAAAUCUAACCUUAUGUCAUGUUAGCGUUUCUGAAUCAACACUUCAUAGCCUAAUAUCAUGUUGCCCUCAAAUCAUGAUGAUAUCAUUACAGUACUGUGUUGGGUUUAGUCGCAUCCGUAUGUCAAACCUGCCUAAGCUUUUGUCUCUUAGUAUCUUAUGCUGCUAUGUUGAGGAAGUUCAUAUUAUUGAGGCACCAAAAUUACUAUCUUUCAAAUAUGGAGAGAGAAUUAAUUUGAGUUCGUUGAAUAUUGGUACUUGCCAGAAUCUUACAAGGGUAGAAUUUGUGAGUGCCAAAAUUAUUAAUGAUGAUAUUCUCUUCCAGCUAAUAAAAAAACUACCCUUCAUCAAAGAAUUGAGCUUACGCUACUGUGAGCAAUUGAGAAAAAUAAAAAUAUCAAGUUCAACCCUCGAGGUUUGUAGCAUAGGUUAUUGCUAUUUAUUAGUUCAAGCCAUUUUUGAUGUGCCCAAGUUACUCUCCUUAGCCAUCUCCAUUCAAUAUAAGCUACCUUCUUUAUCUUUUGAAUGUUGUUCAAGCAAAUGCAGAAUUUCCAUAAAUUAUUGCUGUAUAUUGGAGGCUGAAGGCUUCAUUCGUUUAAGGAAAUUUCUAGUUGAGUUGAAUGAUCAGGCUGUAGACUUGACAUUGUCUAAUCAAAGAUUCAGAAACAACUGCACUUCUGGCUUGAGAUAUCUUCCUACACCUGAAGUUGAGAAUUUGAUAUUACCUGACCGUAAUCAUCCAAAUUUGUCAUAUUCAUCUUACUUUGAUGCAAUCUUCUGGACUUGUUGGCCCAAGAGUUUAACAGUAGAGUGUGAUCCAAGAUUUAGAAAGUUUAUACGUCAACAACUGUUGAAGAAGUACCAGUGGAGACUUAACAAAUGUACUUGGAAAGAAUAUCUCAUAAAUGCUCAGAUAGAGUACAAAAAAACAAUAGGAGGCGAUUGGGUUCCUCUUGAUAGGAAAAUGUUGGCAGCUAACCCUCGUAUUAUUGAAGCGAUCCAUACAAUUCGCUUCAAGCAAACGGAAAGAAAAGACAAAAAUAAAGAAUCAUUUAUUUCAAGGUACACUCCGAGAUGAGAGCUCAUCAAUUGGAGAGAUAGAUGUAGUUUGAGAUUAGAUAUCUAGUGCAACUUUUGUUUUCUUUUACCUUCAUAUGUGUUAGAAAAAUGUUUUGUGACAAUUUCCUU
This is a messenger RNA of Nicotiana tabacum (common tobacco), 1727 nucleotides long. The record is from RefSeq and is a predicted model, not a curated record. NCBI's taxonomy places the organism in Eukaryota, Viridiplantae, Streptophyta, Magnoliopsida, Solanales, Solanaceae.